UCUGUCUUUCUUUCUUUACUUUUUAACCAAUCAGAAUCGACCGACUUCUCACAGUCCCACCAACCGACCGACCGACCCGUCAAACAGAUGUAAUUAGCUUCAAAUCGAAAUGGACUUACGAAAAAAGUUGUUUUAUUAGCGUCAACUCUCGAUGGAUGUAAAACUGCUUUUAUUCUUCUUUUUAUUUGGACUAAAUGAAAUAUCACAAGGUCCCAGCCAUUGCACGGCCACAGUUUGCCGUGGUACAAGACAAAAGUUCUCUCAUUCUGGUUCACCCCAGGUCCGUUAUGAAACACUGCGGAGAAAAUACACGAACUGUACAUAUAUCGAAGGCAACCUGGAAAUUGUCUUCUUGACUGAUUUAUCAAUUAAAUAUGACUUCUCAUUUCUAGAGACCAUAAAAGAAAUUACUGGUUAUGUUCUUAUUAUUCACGUUUAUGCAGAUUACAUACCCCUAACUAAUCUUCAAAUUAUACGUGGACGAGAGCUUCUUGAAGUGGAAGACGAGAAUUACAGUUUAUACGUAGCUAAGAAUUAUGAUGCGACAUAUAAAAAAACUGGUCUUAAAGAAUUACGUUUCAAAUCUCUUGGAGAAAUCCUGAAUGGAAAAGUUGGAUUUAUAGACAAUCUCCUACUGUGUUAUGAAGUGACAGUCAAUUGGACAGAUAUUAAUCCCACUUCAAAUCCACCAGUCAUAUUCAUCCAUUCUGAAGGCGUGCGGAGGCAAUGUGAGCCAUGCCACUCCAGCUGUUAUCAAAAUACCACAAAACGAAGAAAUUGUUGGGGUUCUGGACCAGACAUGUGCCAAAAAUUGAGUUAUGGUCCUGUGUGCAGUGCUUCCUGUGACAAUCGUUGUUUUGGUAAACUGCCGAAUCAGUGUUGCCAUUCUCAAUGUGCAAGUGGAUGUACUGGGCCCAAGAAAAGAGAUUGUCUUGCUUGUAGGAAAUUCAAAGAUGAUGGUGAAUGUGUUCCAUUCUGUCCUCAAAUGUAUAUCUAUAAUGAAAAAACUUUCCAAUGGGAACGGAAUCCAAAUUACAAAUAUUCCUAUGGCUCUCUGUGUGUGAAAGAUUGUCCAAAGCAUAUGUUGAAGGAUAAUGCUGCAUGUGUAAGAAAAUGUCCUGUGGAGAAGCAAGUAAUAAACAACACCUGUGUGAAAUGUGACGGAGCCUGCCCAAAAACCUGUGAAGGAACAAAGCAAUGGUUGACUUCAAAGAAUAUUAAACUUUUCAAGGACUGUACCAUUAUUGAGGGUAAUCUUGUUAUGUACCAAGUAUCAUUCGAUGGAGACAGCAAAGGCGACAUUAGUGCUUUGAGCAUCAGCGAUCUUGACUAUCUAAAAACCAUUCGAGAAAUAACAGGUUAUUUAGUUAUUCAUGCAAGCCCAACCGAGUUGGAAACCCUGUCAUUUCUAGAAAACCUUGAAGUUAUUGGUGGACGCAAUGAAGCCAUAGAAGAGAAAUCUUUGUUCAUCUCGGGAACUAAUCUGUUGUCUCUUGGCUUGACUAAAUUAAAACAAAUCCGCAAUGGCAAUGUGGUCGUCAAUGGAAAUAAGAAAUUGUGUUAUGCUGAGACCAUAGUGUUCAGAUCAAUAUUUAUGACUGCUGGCCAGAAAGAGUAUGUGUUUGAUAAUAGUGAUACAUGUGGAAAUAAGACAUGUGAUCCUCAAUGCAAGAAUGGAUGUUGGGGCGCUGGUCCUAAACAAUGCUUAAGCUGUGCCAAUUACUGUAUUAAGAAAAUAAAUCUUUGUGUUGCUUCUUGCUCCAGUGUGCCAUUACAUUACGACGCUGGUAAUAAAAUCUGCAAGAAAUGCCAUUCACAAUGUGCAAAUAGUUGCACUGGACGUAAUGACACUAACUGUGAUAGCUGUUUAAAAGUGCAACUUGGUUCCAGCUGCAUUAAUGAAUGUCCUCUCAACAUGUUUCCAAACCAGAAAAAGAUCUGCCAACAGUGCCAUAAGGAUUGUGAUUCUGGAUGUUCUGGCCCAAGUAAUGAACUAAAAAUUGGUGGCUGCCAUAGCUGUGCUAUUGGACUUCAGCAGACUGAUGGCAGAGUUGUAUGUUUCUUAGCGGAGAGCUUUGAAUGUCCGGAUGAUUACCAUAGAAAUUACAAGGAAGAUAAAAUGCCACAGAUGAAAGGGAAAAUUUUAUGUGUUCCUUGUCAUGAAGAAUGCAAAUCAUGUUAUGACAAAGGGAAUUAUUCCUGCAAAGACUGUCGCCACUUUAGAUUGCAACCAUACUGCACAAAAAAAUGUCCAAGUAGCUAUUUUAGUGAUAGAGAACAGAAGAAAUGUAUUAAAUGCCACAAAGAGUGUUUGAAUGAAUGUCAUGGGCUUACAUCAUCCGACUGUACUGCCUGUCGCAACUUCAAGAUUUAUUUAAACAGCAAUCAAACUGCGUUUAACUGCACAGGAAUCUGCCCAUCAUCUAAGCCACAUUCUAUCGCAGAAGGUGAAGCGGGAAAUGGUCAAUUGUGUGUUGAUGAUAAACAUCCUGUGAUUGUUAGUAAAAUACAGGAAAAGGAGAAGAAAACCAGUGCCAUUGCUAUUGUAACAAGUGUUGUGACUGUGGUCGUUGUAAUUAUUCUUUUAAUAGUUUACUACUACUGUAGACGAGCUCGUGAAAUAACAGCUGUUACCAAAUUAAAUGCUGCAAUGAUGGGUUAUGAUGAAAAUGAGCCUCUCAAUCCAACUGGUGCAAAACCAAAUUUGGCUAAACUUCGAUUAAUUAAAGAAUCUGAACUAAGAAAAGGUGGCAUAAUUGGAUCUGGAGCAUUUGGAACUGUCUACAAGGGAUUCUGGAUUCCUGAUGGUGAAAAUGUGAAGAUUCCUGUUGCAAUCAAAGUUCUCCAAGAAGGAACAUCACCAAGCCAGAAUAAGGAAUUGUUAGAGGAAGCUCGAGUAAUGUGCUCAGUUGAUCAACAAUGUUGUAUCAGGAUAUUAGCUGUGUGUAUGACUGCUCAGAUGAUGUUGAUUACACCCCUCAUGCCACUCGGAUGUCUGCUCGAUUAUAUUCGCAAACAUCAGAAAGCUAUAGGGUCUAAAGUUCUUCUCAACUGGUGUACACAAAUUGCUAAGGGUAUGGCUUAUUUAGAAGGCAGAGCCAUUGUUCACAGGGAUUUAGCAGCUCGGAAUGUUUUAUUGCAAACUCCUAAUCAAAUAAGGAUUACAGACUUUGGUUUAGCCAAAUUACUUGACUAUAACGAAGAAGAAUACAUUGCUGCUGGUGGCAAAAUGCCUAUUAAAUGGUUGGCCCUUGAGUGCAUCCAGCACAGGAUAUUUACUCAUAAAAGUGAUGUAUGGAGUUAUGGGGUUACUGUCUGGGAGCUGUUUACGUAUGGCCAGCGACCCUAUGAAAGUGUUCGAGCAGCACAUGUACCAGAUUUGUUAGAAAAAGGAGAACGUCUACCACAGCCAAACAUUUGUACAAUCGAUGUGUACAUGAUAAUGAUUAAAUGCUGGAUGCUGGAUGCUGAAAGCAGACCAUCUUUUAAAGAAUUAGAGGUUGAAUUUGGUAAAAUGUCUAGAGAUCCUGGACGUUAUUUGGUCAUUGAAGGAGAUAAAUUGAUGCGACUUCCAAGUUUAACAUAUGACAAAAGGGAUUUACUCCAGAGCUUAAGUUUAGCAACUGAAGGUCCUGAAGAACUUGUAGAAGCAGAAGAUUAUUUAAUGCCACAGUCAUCUCAAGCGGCAGCAGAUGGCAAUGGAGACAACAAUAACGAUGGCUCAAAGAUAGCUUCAGGAAAUUCUCCAGAAGAUGUCUUUCACCCAGACGCCGGCAUUGAAAAGCAAAAUGAACUUGAUAACAGACGUCGAGAAAAACGUUAUGGCCAUCUUGAAUCAGCAGCAGCCGCUCGACAUCAACGACAGAUGGAUCCCCAUCGCAGGGGCCGUGAAGACAGCAUUAAUUCUCGUUAUAGUACCGAUCCUAUUAAAUAUUCAAGAGACAGAGAUAACAUUGAAUUUGACCCAAACCACAUGAUGGGAUAUCAGCCCAAACUGGUUCCUACUGCACCAUUCCUUUCUUCCCAUCAGUUACCUGUUGAUGAAGAUGAUUACCUUCAACCAAAGUCAUCAAAUCCAGCAGCCUACAUUGAUUUUAAUGAUACUUACAAGAAUAAUUAUGAACCAACAAAUGAUGAAUUAAUGAAAGACAUUCUUGGAGCCACCACAAUGGCUUCUGUAGAAAAUCCUGAAUAUUUUGAACAGAACAAUACAACUGAUCCUCUUCCUGGGUCAAGUGACAGUUUCCAAAAAGGGAAUGAUAAUGACAUUACUUACUACAAUGAUGUUUCCAAAUUGGACAAAGGACCUCAAGUUCUAAAGCCAUUAGUACCAGAUGAUAACACCUCAGAAACCAAAGUUUGAUCUUUGAUUCCAAAAUAGAGACUACAACAACUAUCACAACCAAUAAAACAAUUCUCUUUUAGCUGAAGCCAUCUUAUUUCAAAUGCCAGCUGUCUGAAUCUUAGUUCCAUUGAAACUAAGAUCGAAUUUGAAACCAGACGACAUCCUUAAUCAUUGCCUGAUUAGCAAUAUGAAAUGCAUAAUUAAAAUUACAUAUACUUCAUUGGUCUUUGAUGCAAAAAAAGAAAAUUAUAAAGUGUGUGUGUGUGUGUGUGUGUGUGUGUGAGUGAAUGAGUGUUUCUAUGUAUCCAUGUGUUUGCAUAUAAAUUAAAGAAAUUUGUCAUUCCUGGUCCGACAGCUGAACUCAGUAUGCCUCUCCAGUCAUUUUCUUAAAAUGGAAAUGAUAGUAAAAGAAAAGAAACACAAGUUACCAAUAGUUCAUCAUAUGCUUUAAGUAAUUGUUUUUAGUUGUGAAAUGGUUUUAAUUUUCAAUGCCAGUGGAAACUAUGAAUUAGUUUCAAUUAAAUGCAACCCAUUUGAGAUAAUCUCUGAAACUAGGGAUUGUCUUGGAGAUAGAUCUUACUUUAACAGGGAUCAUUAAAAUGACAGCCCCUAUAUGUAUAUAUAUGUUAGAGGGAGCGAGAAACUAUAAAUCAGUUUCUCUUUGUUUGGGCCAUUAUGAAAACUGUUUUUGUAUGAUAAGAGUGUCCUUAGACCAAGUCUAUCUUUCUGGGACAAACUAUCAAAAUUAACCCACCCACCCCAAUAGACAGCGAGAAUGUUACAUUGUUGACAUGAUGGAGAUAUGGAAAGAUUCUCCAAAGAGCAUUUUCUCUGCCUUGAUUUAAAAUUAUUGCAGUCAAGUCUCAAUAUAAAAGCUGCGUUGUCUACCAAGGCUUAACAGGGCCAUUUAAGAGCAUUUAUCUAUAAAUGUUCGUAUUAUAUACACAGAGUCUA
Molecule: messenger RNA, 5299 nt
Organism: Octopus sinensis (East Asian common octopus)
Lineage: Eukaryota; Metazoa; Mollusca; Cephalopoda; Octopoda; Octopodidae
Product: epidermal growth factor receptor
Exons: 27
Coding region: 152-4363 (1403 amino acids)
Biological process (GO): positive regulation of cell population proliferation; positive regulation of kinase activity; multicellular organism development
Cellular component (GO): basal plasma membrane; signaling receptor complex
Molecular function (GO): transmembrane receptor protein tyrosine kinase activity; ATP binding
Source: RefSeq, a predicted model, not a curated record